ACCCAUUUUUUUUUCCUGCCGAGCAGGGAAGCGACACGAUGGCAAUUUGUGGUAGAAGGAGCCAGCGCAAGCUUGUGUUUUUCAUCUGUGGAGUCACUUUAGUGGGAUACCUCAUACUCUCAAAACACAACUCCGGGGACGUGAGCGUGACACAUGAACGGGAGGCCCCCACAGAAAGAGAGGUGGGAGAUGAUGAGCUCAAGAAACCCGUCUACGAGAAGCCUCCCCUGGAUUCAAACAGCCUGGGGGAGCUGGGGAGAGCCGUCAAACUCAAUCUGAAAGGAGAGGCGAAAAAAGAAGAGGAGGAAAGCAUCAGCAAGCAUCAGAUUAACACUUAUGUUAGUGAUAAACUCUCACUGCACCGCAGGCUGCCUGAAAUAUGGAACCCACUCUGCAAGGAGCUGAAGUAUGACUACCGCUCUCUGCCGACAACCUCUGUGGUCAUCGCCUUCUACAACGAGGCCUGGUCCACCCUGCUGAGGACAGUCCACAGCGUGCUGGAGACGUCACCUGACAUCCUGCUGAAGGAGGUGGUGCUGGUGGACGACUAUAGCGACAGAGCUCAUCUAAAGGAGCCGUUGGAACGGUACAUCUCAGGUCUGAGAAAGGUGCGUCUCAUCCGAGCAACCAAGAGGGAGGGGUUGGUGCGGGCCCGGUUGCUGGGGGCGUCUAUUACCGAGGGUGACGUGCUGACCUUCCUGGACUGUCACUGUGAAUGUCAUGAAGGCUGGUUAGAGCCGCUACUCCACAGGAUCAAAGAGGAGCCAUCAGCUGUGGUGUGUCCUGUCAUUGAUGUGAUCCACUGGAACACCUUUGAGUACUUAGGGAACUCUGGUGAACCUCAGAUCGGGGGAUUUGAUUGGCGGUUGGUCUUUACCUGGCACACUGUCCCCGAGUAUGAACAGAAACGCCGUCGUUCCCCUGUUGAUGUCAUCAGGUCUCCUACUAUGGCAGGUGGCCUGUUUGCUGUGAAAAAAAAUUACUUCCAUUACCUGGGGACCUACGACACAGGGAUGGAGGUGUGGGGAGGAGAAAACCUGGAAUUUUCCUUCAGGAUUUGGCAGUGUGGAGGCAGCUUGGAGGUCCACCCGUGCUCCCAUGUGGGUCAUGUGUUCCCUAAAAAGGCCCCUUACUCCAGAAGUAAAGCUCUGGCAAACAGUUUGAGAGCUGCAGAGGUCUGGUUGGAUGAAUACAAAGAGAUCUACUACCAUCGUAACCCCCAAGCACGACUGGAGGCCUUUGGAGACGUGUCCGAGCGGUUGAAGCUCAAGGAGAGGCUCGGCUGUAAGAGCUUCAAGUGGUAUCUAGAAAAUAUUUACCCCGAUAUUAACAUCCCAGAGGAUCGCCCAGGCAUGUAUGGCAUGCUGAAGAGUCAAGGCAUGGCAGACUACUGUUUCGACUACAACCAUGAUGAAGACAAGGACACGUUUGGCGAGAGGGUCAUCCUUUACUCCUGUCAUGGCAUGGGUCAGAACCAGUUCUUUGAAUACUCUGAGAGGGAUGGUGAGCUUCGCUAUAACACAGUCGAGCCUGGUGGGUGCGUUGUGGGAGACAACGUUAGCGCCUACCUGACGAUGCAGCAUUGUAAAAAAAAGGGGAAACCUGUACCUGUAGACCAGAAAUUUGUCCUCCGAACGGACGGAGGGCUUUACCAUGUAGCGAGCCAAAAGUGUGUCCAGGCAGUGGAAAACAAAAAGGAGGGGAAACGAUUCCCUUCGCUCCUGCCCUGCUCUGACAGUCCUCACCAAAAGUGGCUCUUUGAGCAUUGAUCAUAACGGUAUUAAUGCAGAAAACAUACACAGAUAUAUUUUUCAUUCCGGGUCAAUAUCCUGAGGAGGAAUUUUUACUUGUUCUAAGAGGAGGAGGAACUUCUGUUUUCCAUCCCAAACCUAAAACUUUUGCAUAAUUUUGUGCCAGCUGGAUGAAAUGGAACAAAAGUAAAUUAUACUGGUAAUUGUACUGAUGACGUACUUUGUAAAGGGGGAUAUUGUUUUUCCCUUGGAAGCUGUUGCUGGGUGACAGGAAUGUGUAUACUUUUUCUAAUCAAGACGAUAAUGAAUAUCCGUGUGAAGUUGCAAAAUUGUACUUUCUAAUAUUUUUUUCAUGUUUUUCAUUUACCUUCACACUGGUGCAACCUUUCAGAAUAAGAGCCCUUCACCUGGAGGGAUACUGAAACACAGGUGUAUCUUUGCAUUAAGUGGCUGACAUCAGUUAUUAAAAGAGCCACGUUGUGUUUGCAUGCUCUCCUCUAGAGGGGGCUAACGUUCCUUUCAGCAGGUGUUCUCUCUUUGUCAAGAGAACGUGGGACAAAUCUUUAGGUGUUUUGAAAAUAAUAUUUCAGCAGUGUUUGCUCUUCUUACGCACAGUGACUUAUAAGAAAGCCUUAGAUCACAGGCAUUAUGCAAGUACCUAGUACCUCUUCAACUUAAUCACAGAACUACUGAUAACAGCAGCAACUCCAGUCUUGUUUCAUUCUCCCUCGACUGAAGUCAUUUUUCAAUGUAAAUGUGACCGAGGUAAAAUGACAUUGGACAUUCUGCAAGUUUUGCACCACUUUUUGUAACAUUUUUUUCCUUCUUAUGCUCUUUGAAUGAUGUGAUCAUAGCCAUCUUUUAGGGAUUCAAUUCAUAGGAUGUCAAAUAUGGAUAUGAUGCUUUUUCUUUAUUAUACAACAUUUUUUCUCCAAUGUAGGCAGAUCUCAUCUUUAGUCUUUAUUUUGGACGUAGUCACUUGAUAAAAGUUAUUUGCAAAAGCUUACACACAAAAUAUGUAAAAGUAAGAUCUACAGUAUUACCCAUCUUUCUUGUCCUUGAAAGCCAUGGAGUGCCUGAUUUACAAAAACAAAACGUCUCUUGUUUUGUGCUGAAUGUAUACUUUGGCAAACAAAGCGACUGAAAGAGAGCUGAAUUAGAUUUGUGUCAAAGCAUCUGCACACUUAUAUUAUGCAUGCUCCCCUGCUGAGAGCAACAACCAAGGUGUUCCCUGGAGUCUUCGUAUAUUGCUCUGGUGGGCUGAUUUGGGCACACUGUCUCUGUUUGCAUCCAUCAGAGUCAGACAACUAUAGAUACCUCUGUUCCGAGCUGCGGUCACUUGUGGCUGUCCCUCAGGCUAUGCAGAGUUGCCGAGGGAAACACAGCGGCGGCGGCGACAGUUGUUGGUGUCUCCAGAGUGCCGGGAUGCCAGAUGACUCCCUGAUUGAUUUUCUGGUCCUCUCUCAAUUCUUUAUCAGCACCUCUUCCUCUCUGGUGUCAGAGGUGUGCAGAGAAGGACUUCUCUUUUUGGACUUGUGCCGGCCAAAUCCUUCUCACAUGAGGACUUGUUACUCGUGGGCUUGAGGUUUGAUUUAUGGAUUGAAGUCUACAGGAGUACAGUUUUUGACAGCAGAAGGAGAUACUGGAGGAGACUGAAUGAAGCAAUUUGUGACCUCUUUCUUACCAUUAACCUUCACAGGCUGUUGGCUCAUCGGCCCCAGAGGAGCUCUGUUAGGAAUUGAUGUCCGCAGAAGAUCGUACUGAUAUAGAUUUUUGCUAUUGAUUUAGUAUGUACACUCACAAUAAGAUGAAUGGGAGGUGGAAAGAGACAAUUUUUCCAGCCCCAUAGCUGUGACUCGGUGGAAUUUGGAUUACUAAAUUUGCCAAUUACAAGAAAAAGUAAAGUAUAGUGUAAAGGUGAUGAUGUUGCAACUACGUAAUGACAUACAUGACAGUACAAUGUGCUUUAUUUGCCACCCAUAGCAUUUGAAAAUAGCAUCAUGCAAUUGCUGCACUGUUUAGCCUGACCUGAAGGGCUAAAAUAAGAUCAAAACUUUUGAAUGGCCUUAAUUUGGAGCUUUAAAAUUCUAGCAGUCUGUAAAGAAUUCUGGUUCUUGAUUGUGCAAACCAAAGGAAGAGCGGAUCUUUGAGGAUUGAAAGUAUGUUUCAGGGGAUAGAGCCAAAAAGGGUUAAUAGUGUACUUAGUGAACAGUUUCUUGCUCUUGGUCUUGAUAGACUAUAGUUGCUUCUAGAUUUCCAUGUUCCCUGGCAAACUGCCCUGUCCUGUCAGAAUUUAAGACCAUGAAAAAGCUGCUUCAAGAUAUCCGAUACCUAAAAAGAAGUGACAGCUUUAAAUCAUUCCAUCAGUUUAUGUCUUUAGCCUUUCGGGGGUAGUCUAAGUUUUCCAAUCUGUUAUUAUAAAGGGUAAUUCAUUGUCCCUAUUGCCAUUUGUUAUUCAAGACAUGUCUAGAACAUCAUCUUUAUGCUGGCAGUAUAUUGUAUGCUAAUGUGAUAAGGAACCUGCAGCUGUAGUAAAAUUGAUAGCCAGGGAUCAUAUCUGUCUAGCAGGUCAUUAAAGGGUUUUUUAUGUCAACCAUCCUGAGCUGUAAACUUGUAAUACUCCAAGGAUCUGUUGAAGCACUUGAGCCUGGAAAAAUGGCUGAUUUCACUGUGUCCUAACUCUGAGCCAGUGUCGAUAUUUAAGUGGUAAUAUGUGCAAAUAAUAAUGCUGGAAUGUAACACUGUGUCUGGUGUAUUAAUGCUGGCUGUAGCUCAAGUUGCCUUACAUUGUAAUUAGAAGAGUGAAGGAUAUUGCUUAAAAUAUUUUUGUAUUUGUUGGCACCAGAGAAAUGAUCUGAAGACAGUGUAUCUGUUUUAUUGUCAAGAUAAGGUAAUAAAAUAUUCACUUGGA
This is a messenger RNA of Labrus mixtus (cuckoo wrasse), 4662 nucleotides long. RefSeq names its product UDP-N-acetyl-alpha-D-galactosamine:polypeptide N-acetylgalactosaminyltransferase 12 (gene galnt12). Bases 39 to 1769 code for a protein of 576 amino acids. The transcript is spliced from 10 exons. Lineage: Eukaryota; Metazoa; Chordata; Actinopteri; Labriformes; Labridae. Gene Ontology annotation, cellular component: Golgi apparatus. The record is from RefSeq and is a predicted model, not a curated record.